Molecule: messenger RNA, 5478 nt
Organism: Emys orbicularis (European pond turtle)
Lineage: Eukaryota; Metazoa; Chordata; Testudines; Emydidae
Gene: COL11A1
Product: collagen type XI alpha 1 chain
Exons: 67
Coding region: 1-5478 (1825 amino acids)
Biological process (GO): extracellular matrix organization
Cellular component (GO): collagen type XI trimer
Molecular function (GO): extracellular matrix structural constituent conferring tensile strength
Source: RefSeq, a predicted model, not a curated record
AUGCAGAGAUGGUCCACAAGGUGGAAAACGAAAAGGUGGCUCCGGGACUCCACUGUAACCACACUCAUCACUUUUACUUUCCUUCUCCAGGCUGCAGAGGUCAGAGGAGCUGAACCAGUUGAUGUGCUAAAAGCAUUAGAAUUUCACAAAUCACCAGAAGGAAUAUCAAGAACAACAGGAUUUUGCACAAACAGAAGAGAUUCAAAAGGAUCAGAUGUUGCUUACAGAGUUUCAAAACAUGCGCAAGUCAGUGCCCCAACAAAGCAACUGUACCCAGGUGGAAACUUUCCUCAAGACUUUUCAAUAUUAAUUACAGUAAAACCUAAAAAGGGGAUCCAGUCCUUCCUUUUAUCUGUCUACAAUGAACAGGGUAUUCAGCAAAUAGGUGUGGAAGUUGGUAGAUCCCCUGUCUUCCUGUUUGAAGAUCAGUAUGGAAAACCUGCCCCAGAAGAUUAUCCUCUUUUUAGGACAGUCAACAUUGCUGAUGGAAAGUGGCAUCGGGUAGCUAUCAGUGUGGAGAAGAAAAGUGUUACCAUGAUUGUUGACUGUAAAAAGAAAACCACAAAAGCACUCGACAGGAAUGACAGAGCAAUUGUUGACACCAACGGCAUCACCGUCUUUGGAACCAGGAUUCUAGAUGAAGAAGUUUUUGAGGGUGAUAUCCAGCAGCUGUUGAUUGUAGCCGAUCCCAGAGCAGCGUAUGACUAUUGUGAGCAUUAUAGCCCAGACUGUGAUUCCCCUGUCCCCAAUGCUCCUCAAGCUCAAGAACCUCAAGUUGAUGAGAAAAAGAAAGCCAAAGCCAAAAAGAAGAAGAGGACAGUGGCCACCAACUCAAAGAACAAACCCACAAAGGCCACAACAAAAAAAUCUGAAAAAUUUGCAUCCAAGAAGAAGAAAAGUUACCAGGCAGCAGCAAAAGGCAAACUAGGGGUAAAGGCCAAUAUUGUUGAUGAAUUUCAAGAAGAGUAUAGCGUGACUGAAACUGACUAUGGGAUUUCAGAGGGUUCCCAGACUGAGGCUCCCAGGCAAACAACUGAAGCUAAUGAGCAUAAUCCUGUUGAAGAAGUAUUUGCUGAAGAAUACCUAACUGGAGAGGAUUAUGAUUCAGAACAUAAAAAAACUGAGAAUACUGAAUAUGGAAGCAGAGGAGUAGACCUCAGUGAAUCUGAUCUUCUGGUAGAUGGAGAAUUAGGCGAAUAUGAUUUUUAUGAAUAUAAAGAAUAUGAAGAGAAACCAACCAAUCCCACUAAUGAGGAGUUUGGUCCAGGUGUUCCAGCAGAGACUGAUAUCACAGAAACAAGCGUGACUGGGCAUGGUGCUUAUGGAGAAAAAGGACAGAAGGGAGAACCAGCUGUGGUCGAACCUGGGAUGCUUGUUGAAGGACCAGCAGGACCAGCAGGACCUCCAGGUCUUACAGGUCCCCCAGGUUUACAGGGUCCCACUGGUCCUCCGGGUGACCCUGGUGAGAGGGGCCCAUCAGGGCGUUCUGGCCUUCCAGGUGCUGAUGGUUUACCUGGUCCCCCAGGUACCAUGUUAAUGUUGCCGUUCCGCUUUGGUGGAGAUGGUGAGAAGGGCCCAACAAUCUCAGCUCAAGAAGCUCAAGCCCAAGCUAUUCUUCAGCAGGCGAGGAUCGCUAUGAGAGGGCCACCUGGUCCCAUGGGACUCACUGGAAGGCCAGGUCCUGUGGGCGGGCCUGGCUCACAAGGUAUUAAAGGAGAAAGUGGCGACCCAGGUCCCCAGGGUCCUCGAGGUAUUCAAGGUUCCAUUGGUCCAAGUGGGAAACCUGGCAAAAGAGGUCGUCCAGGAGCUGAUGGCGCUAGAGGAAUGCCAGGAGAACCUGGUUCAAAGGGUGAUAGAGGGUUUGAUGGUCUUCCUGGUCUACCUGGUGAUAAAGGUCACAGGGGAGAUCGUGGCCCACAAGGACCUCCUGGUGCACCCGGUGAAGAUGGAACAAGAGGAGAAGAUGGAGAAGUUGGACCCAGAGGUCUCCCAGGUGAAGCUGGUCCAAGAGGACUACUGGGCCCCAGGGGCACACCCGGUCCCCCAGGACAACCUGGUGUUGCAGGUGUUGAUGGCCCCCCAGGUCCAAAAGGAAACUUGGGUCCUCAAGGGGAACCAGGACCUCCUGGUCAACAAGGAAUCCCAGGUCCACAAGGGCUUCCUGGUCCACAAGGUCCUAUUGGAGCUCCUGGUGAAAAAGGACCACAGGGCAAGCCUGGCCUUCCGGGACUUGCUGGUUCUGAUGGGCCUUCUGGUCAUCCUGGCAAAGAGGGUCAGUCUGGAGAGAAAGGUGCUUUGGGGCCUCCAGGUCCUCAGGGUCCAAUUGGCUAUCCUGGUCCUCGUGGUGUGAAGGGAGCUGAUGGUGUCCGUGGUCUGAAGGGCUCCAAAGGUGAAAAGGGUGAAGAUGGUUUCCCAGGAUUUAAAGGUGACAUGGGUCUUAAAGGUGACAGAGGUGAAGUUGGUCCACUGGGUCCACGAGGAGAAGAUGGCCCUGAAGGUCCAAAAGGUCGAGCAGGUCCAACAGGGGACCCAGGUGGUGCUGGGCAGGCUGGUGAAAAGGGUAAACUUGGGGUUCCAGGACUGCCAGGAUAUCCAGGAAGACAAGGUCCAAAGGGCUCCACUGGUUUCCCAGGAUUCCCAGGUGCCAAUGGAGAGAAAGGUGCAAGGGGUUUACAUGGCAAACCAGGUCCCAGGGGACAGCGAGGACCAACGGGUCCACGGGGAUCAAGAGGCCCACGAGGUCCCACAGGAAAACCAGGCCCUAAGGGCACUGCAGGCAGCGAUGGCCCUCCUGGCCCACCAGGUGAAAGGGGACCACAAGGGCCUCAAGGACCUGUUGGAUUCCCUGGACCAAAGGGACCUCCUGGGCCACCUGGGAAAGAUGGCUUGCCGGGGCACCCAGGACAGCGGGGUGAGACUGGUUUUCAAGGCAAAACUGGACCCCCAGGCCCUGGUGGUGUUGUUGGACCCCAGGGUCCUACUGGUGAGACUGGCCCAAUUGGUGAAAGAGGUCACCCUGGUCCUCCAGGCCCGCCAGGUGAACAAGGCCUCCCAGGCGCUGCAGGAAAAGAAGGUGCUAAGGGUGACCCAGGCCCUCAAGGUAUCUCUGGAAAAGAUGGACCGCCAGGUCUUCGUGGUUUCCCAGGAGAAAGAGGCCUUCCAGGAGCGCAGGGUCCAGCUGGUUUGAAAGGAGGAGAAGGCCCACAAGGCCCACCUGGCCCAGUUGGUUCUCCAGGUGAACGUGGAUCGGCAGGUACUGCUGGCCCUAUUGGUCUACCAGGCCGUCCAGGUCCUCAAGGUCCUCCAGGCCCAGCGGGAGAGAAGGGUGCUCCGGGUGAAAAAGGUCCUCAAGGUCCAGCUGGACGAGAUGGAGUACAGGGUCCUGUAGGUCUUCCAGGUCCUGCUGGUCCUGGUGGCUCUCCUGGAGAAGAUGGUGACAAGGGUGAAAUUGGUGAACCAGGUCAGAAAGGCAGUAAGGGUGACAAGGGAGAAAAUGGUCCUCCGGGUCCACCAGGUCUUCAAGGUCCUGUUGGUGCCCCUGGUAUAGCUGGAGGUGAUGGAGAGCCAGGCCCAAGAGGUCAGCAAGGAAUGUUUGGGCAGAAAGGCGAUGAAGGUCCACGAGGAUUCCCUGGUCCUCCAGGUCCCAUUGGUCUUCAGGGUCUGCCUGGCCCUCCAGGUGAAAAGGGUGAGAACGGUGAUGUUGGUCCAAUGGGUCCACCUGGUCCUCCAGGUCCAAGAGGUCCCCAGGGUCCUAACGGAGCUGAUGGUCCUCAAGGUCCCCCAGGCUCUAUUGGCUCUGUUGGAGGUGUUGGUGACAAGGGUGAGCCUGGGGAAGCUGGUAACCCUGGACCUCCUGGAGAAUCUGGCCCAGGCGGACCAAAAGGUGAAAGAGGAGAAAAAGGUGAGGCUGGUCCACCUGGAGCUGCUGGACCUCCAGGUGCCAAAGGACCUCCAGGUGAUGAUGGGCCUAAGGGUAAUCCAGGCCCUGUUGGUUUCCCCGGAGAUCCUGGUCCCCCUGGUGAACCUGGCCCUGCUGGUCAAGAUGGUACUGGUGGUGAGAAAGGAGAAGAUGGUGAUCCUGGUCAACCUGGUCCACCAGGUCCUUCAGGGGAAGCUGGCCCACCUGGUCCUCCUGGGAAGAGAGGCCCUCCUGGAGCAGCUGGUGCUGAGGGCAGACAAGGUGAAAAAGGUGCAAAGGGUGAACCUGGUUCAGAAGGUGCACCUGGAAAAACAGGACCAGUUGGUCCUCAGGGACCUUCAGGAAAACCUGGUCCAGAGGGUCUCCGUGGUAUUCCUGGCCCUGUGGGAGAACAAGGUCUACCUGGAGCACCGGGUCAGGACGGACCACCUGGUCCUAUGGGUCCACCUGGCUUGCCUGGACUGAAGGGGGAUCCAGGUUCCAAGGGUGAGAAGGGACAUCCCGGUCUGAUUGGUCUGAUUGGACCUCCAGGAGAACAGGGUGAAAAGGGUGACAGGGGUCUUCCAGGUCCACAAGGGGCUCUCGGAGCCAAGGGCGAUACAGGCAUUCCCGGUCCCGCUGGUCCACUAGGCCCCCCUGGCCCUCCUGGUUUACCUGGUCCUCAAGGUCCAAAGGGUUCCAAAGGAUCCACUGGUCCUGGUGGUCAAAAGGGUGAUGGUGGUUUACCUGGCCCCCCGGGUCCUCCCGGUCCUCCCGGGGAAGUUAUCCAGCCUUUGCCAAUCCAGUCACCCAAAAAGACAAGAAGAUCUCCGGAUUACAUGCUGGCUGAUGCAGCUGAUAACAUCCUGGAUUAUUCUGAUGGCAUGGAGGAAAUAUUUGGUUCACUCAAUUCUCUGAAGCAAGAUAUUGAGCAUAUGAAGUAUCCAAUGGGCACUCAGAACAACCCAGCCCGAACUUGCACAGAUCUACAACUCUGCCACCCAGACUUCCCAGACGGUGAAUAUUGGAUUGAUCCUAAUCAGGGCUGCUCUGGAGACUCCUUCAAAGUGUACUGUAAUUUCACAGCGGGUGGCGAAACUUGCAUCUACCCAGAUCAGAAAUCUGAAGGAGUAAGAAUUUCAUCAUGGCCAAAGGAGAAUCCAGGAGCCUGGUUUAGUGAAUUUAAGAGAGGCAAACUGCUUUCCUAUGUGGAUGUUGAAGGCAAUUCCAUUAAUAUGGUUCAAAUGACAUUCCUUAAACUACUGAGUGCCUCUGCCAGACAAAAUUUCACUUACAACUGUCAUCAGUCAGUAGCUUGGCAUGAUGGGUCAUCUGACAGCUAUGACAAAGCACUGAGGUUCUUAGGAUCAAAUGACGAAGAGAUGUCUUAUGACAACAAUCCUUACAUCAAAGCUCUUCAUGAUGGCUGUGCAUCAAGAAAAGGCUAUGCAAAGACUGUGAUCGAAAUCAGUACACCUAAAAUAGACCAAGUGCCUAUUGUUGAUGUGAUGAUUAAUGACUUUGGUGAUCAGAACCAGAAGUUUGGAUUCGAAGUUGGUCCCGUCUGUUUCCUCGGUUAA